This is a messenger RNA of Lotus japonicus, 2026 nucleotides long. RefSeq names its product pentatricopeptide repeat-containing protein At5g08305. The coding region runs from base 256 to 1902 and encodes 548 amino acids. Lineage: Eukaryota; Viridiplantae; Streptophyta; Magnoliopsida; Fabales; Fabaceae. The transcript has 2 exons. Gene Ontology annotation, molecular function: protein binding; RNA binding. Gene Ontology annotation, biological process: RNA modification. The record is from RefSeq and is a predicted model, not a curated record.
CAAGCAAAAGUGUUGAAACGAAACAAGUGAAGAGCAGCAACCAAAAUCGCUGCUAAAAUUAUAUAGCCGCCAGAAAAACGCUCGCCCAAGCCCAAAGAGUGACUCUACUGCAUUUUGCGUGAACGGAGAGAUCUUCUAUCAUCAGGACGCCUCUGUCUAACAAACCGCCACCUCCCCUUUUGUGGUGUGGCGGUGCUUGGGUAAUACAUGUACUUGAAGUGUUAGACCAGCAGGUGCUAGAAGAUAUAUCUUUAAAUGCCUGGCGUGUCACCGUCAUUUAAAAUUGCAAAUCUAAACCAAACUCUACUCAGCCUCCUUGAUGGAUGCAAAUCAAUGCUUGAACUGAAGCAACUUCAUGCUAUUUUGAUCACUUCCGGCUUGUCUCAAGAUGAGCCAUUUAUAUCCAAAGUUCUUUGUUUUUCUGCUCUGUCCAAUUCAGGCGACAUUGAUUAUUCAUACAGGGCUUUCUCCCAGCUUUCCAGUCCAAGAAUUUUUAUCUGGAAUACAAUCAUAAGAGGCUAUUCAAAUAGCAAAAAUCCAAUUCAAUCACUAUCUAUUUUUCUAAAGAUGCUGCGACAUGGGCUUGCACCCGAUUACUUAACAUAUCCAUUUCUUGCGAAAGCAUCAGCACGCCUCUUAAAUCAGGAAACCGGUGUAUCUGUGCAUGCCCACAUAAUAAAAACUGGGCAUGAGUAUGAUAGAUUUAUCCAGAAUUCGUUGAUUCACAUGUAUGCUUCUUGUGGGAAUAUUGUCUGGGCUCAUAAGGUAUUUGACAGUGUGCAGGAAAAAAAUCUGGUUUCAUGGAAUUCCAUGUUGGAUGGCUAUGCUAAGUGUGGAGAAAUGGUUUUGGCUCAUAAAGUUUUUGAGUCCAUGUCAGAGAGGGAUGUUCGGUCAUGGAGUUCUCUGAUUGAUGGUUAUGUUAAGGCUGGUGAAUACAGGGAAGCUAUGGCUGUCUUUGAAAAGAUGCGUGCUGUUGGGCCCAAGGCCAAUGAAGUAACCAUGGUGAGUGUCUUGUGUGCCUGUGCACACCUGGGUGCUCUAGAGAAGGGGAAAAUGAUGCACAAGUACAUAGUUGACAAUGGCUUACCACUGACACUGGUCCUGCAGACUUCACUUGUGGACAUGUAUGCCAAAUGUGGGGCAAUAGAGGAGGCUUUACUUGUAUUCCAUGGUGUCUCAAAGAGAAAAACUGAUGUGUUGAUUUGGAAUGCAAUGAUUGGAGGUCUCGCAACACAUGGAUCAGUCGAAGAGUCUCUUGGAUUGUUUAAGGAUAUGCAAGCGGUUGGUAUCAAAGCCGAUGAGGUUACAUACUUGUGCUUGUUGGCUGCCUGUGCCCAUGGAGGGUUAGUUAAAGAAGCAUGGCACUUCUUUGAAAGCCUUGAUAAAUGUGGCAUGACACCUUCAAGUGAGCACUAUGCCUGCAUGGUAGAUGUGCUAGCGCGUGCCGGUCAAUUAGCUACUGCAUACCAAUUUAUAUGUCAAAUGCCAAUGGAACCAACAGCUUCCAUGUUAGGUGCUCUUCUUAGUGGAUGUAUUAACCAUAGAAAUUUUGAGCUGGCUGAAAUAGUUGGAAGGAAGCUUAUUGAGCUAGAACCAGAUCAUGAUGGAAGGUAUAUUGGCUUGUCAAAUGUUUAUGCAGGUGUUAAACGCUGGGAUGAUGCAAGAGGCAUGAGAGAAGCCAUGGAGCGAAGAGGGGUGAAAAAAUCACCUGGGUUUAGUUCUGUUGAAAUAUGUGGAGUCUCUCGUAGAUUCAUUGCUCAUGAUAAAACACACUCUGAUUCAGAAGAAACUUAUUCUAUGCUAAACUUUGUUGCCUAUCAAAUGAAACUUGGCUGUCGCCAGGACAAUGAGGAAAGCUCAUUGAAUAAUGAUUCGUUAAUAGAAGAUUUGCUUCUUGUUUGAGUAGAUGGCAUAAAAGUUUUUAGCAAUUAAAGUUGGUCAAAAACAUAUGAAACAUUUAUUUGAUUAUUACUUUUAUAUGAAUUAAUUACUCUUGCAAUACAGAGUACAGUACAUCAGUUAUACA